Sesamum indicum (sesame) is the source of this 4185-nucleotide messenger RNA. RefSeq names its product RHOMBOID-like protein 14 (gene RBL14). Gene Ontology annotation, molecular function: serine-type endopeptidase activity. NCBI's taxonomy places the organism in Eukaryota, Viridiplantae, Streptophyta, Magnoliopsida, Lamiales, Pedaliaceae. Gene Ontology annotation, cellular component: membrane. The record is from RefSeq and is a predicted model, not a curated record.
AACGAGUGGAAGAAGUAAGGAACCAACCCAACCAUCUGGAACUCUCUGGUCUAUACGGCAUCAAAAAGCAUUAAUAAGAUUGAAAUCAAAAUCUUUAUGGGUUAUUGAGCACAAUUCACAGACAUCAUCGUAGAAGAACACCCAAUUUGGUUCUCGAGCUGCAGUAGAACUGUGAUCUGACAGAUGGAGAGAGGAAGAGGUAGAGGAGGGAUGCUUGGACUGCUUUUGCUGCAGGCUUUGAGCGAAUACUGCCGCCUUGAGAGAAAGCCGCCCGUCACUGCGGGCCUUAUAGCUGCUAAUACUCUCAUUUACCUCCGCCCCAAAUUCCUUCACACUGUUCUUCCCUCUCUCAAUCAAGUUUGGUUCAAUCCCUACCUUAUUCUCAAGCACAAGGACCUGAAGCGUUUUAUUUUAUCAGCAUUCUAUCACAUUGGUGAAUCACAUCUUGUCUACAAUAUGUUAUCACUGUUAUGGAAGGGGAUACAAUUGGAGAGUGCAAUGGGAAGCAUCGAAUACGCCUCUAUGGUUGCAGCUCUAGUAGGUAUGUCUCAGGGUAUCACGCUAUUGCUAGCAAAAGUUCUUCUGCUCUUUGACUAUGAGAGAGCUUAUUACAAUGAAUAUGCUGUGGGGUUUUCUGGUGUGCUUUUUGCCAUGAAAGUAGUCCUCUAUUCCCAGUCAGACAAUUAUGCAUAUGUGCAAGGAUUUGUGGUGCCAGCACGUUAUGCUGCCUGGGCUGAACUUAUUCUCAUUCAAAUGUUUGUACCUGGUGUCUCAUUUCUCGGUCAUCUUGGGGGAAUACUUGCUGGACUUUUGUAUGUAUAUCUAAAAAGUUCGCAUUCUGGUGCUAAUCCGUUUACAAAGAUAAUUAGGGGACUUACGAGUUUGCUUGGUUGGCCUUUAAGAUUUGCAAACCGAAUGUUUCGACAUUCAAGGAGCCGAGUUUUUGGUAGAGGUACUAUUGGUGGGAGCGAGACAAGAAAUCUAUCUGGUGUGUGGAGAUGUCGAGCAUGUACAUAUGAUAAUAUAGAUUUGUUAAAUGUUUGUGAAAUGUGUGGGAUGGACCAGAAUGGCGAUGCAUUUUGGCCCUCUGAUGGUGAUACUGAGGCAAUUCGCCUCCAGGAAUUACGGCAGCGGAGAGUUCAGAGAUUUGGCCAAUGAUAUUUUGUGAUAUGCGAGUAAACAAGAAGAGUUGAAGGUUUGAAAAAGAUUCUUGAAAUGCUUCCGUUCCAUUGGAGAGGAUGAGAAGACCGGUGGCGUGUUGAAGUAUUCUUGAAAUGCAUGAAUUUUAUAGCAAACUAAGUGAUGAGCAGAAAUCUCACCAGUGAUCUGAAAGAACUGACAUGUGCAUGUAUAUUGAUCUAUGUUGAACUUUUAGGAGUCGAUUUCAAGGUAAUAUAUGUGCAGUCAUGUGAUUAUGGUCUUCAACAAAAUUGGCGGGCAACCCAUAUCAAUCCGCCCACCCAAGCCACACCCCAAUUGGCGAAUUAAGAAUGGGUUGGAUCGGUCUUGGACUCCUAAAAAAAGAUUGUAUGGUUAAUAACGGAGUUUGGUUUAUAUUUACGUAAAUCAUAUAGAUUGCGUUUGAUCGCAAUAAUAAUAAGAAGAAGAACACUAAAAUGACCAUACACUCACUGUCCGUAAUCCUGGGAAUGAGAAUGUAGCUCAAGAUACUAAUAUUUUUAACAUUGUUGACGCCCCCAAUUACAAUCUCCAACCCAUUCAACCUUGGACCUAUUAUCAACCAGUCCUCAUAAACGAGCAGCAGCAGCAUCACGAAGCUAACGAAAACCAAAUUCUAAACUCCAACUUCCUGGUCUUGGUAAACGCAAGUUACCACCAUCUUUCUAUAUGCUCUUCGAAUUUGAGGAAGUUCAAUUAAAGAGAACCACCAGGUUGACCUCGAACUUGAUGGAUGAAGAUGUGAAUGGGGAUCUCUUAACGGCAGCGGCUGCCUCGCAGUCCCCCUGAGGAUUAUGACGUGCUUCAUCUGGAAUUACCAAGGUCUGGGGGGUCCAUGAACAAUUCGUCAUUUAAUGAGCUUGUGAAGCGCUAUAACCCCCAUUGGUCUUCCUUCUAGAAACUAAAUGUCACAGUGAAAAGAUCCGAAUAGUAAAGAGACGUCUUGACAUGUACGGUUUUGGAGAAGAUUCAAGAGGGAAAGGCGGGGUCUCGCCCUAUUGUGGAAAAAACGCAUCUUCGUCAACUUAUUGAGUUUUUGUGGUUCCCAUAUUGAUGCUCGAAUACAACAAGAGAUGGCGAGGAUUUUGGAGAUUUCCGGGCUUCUAUGGCGCGCCAGACACAAGCAACCGUUCAGCAUCUUGGAAUUUAUUGAGACACUUGAGUAGGCUCUCUACACUAUCGUGGGUUUGUGCCGGGGAUUUCAACGCUAUUCUAAUGGAUGCGAAAAGAGAAUGGGUUGUCCCUACACCACAAUGGCAGCUUCAAGCAUUUCGGGAAGCUCUCAAUGACAGUGAACUCUCUGAUGUUAGCUUUGUAGGAUUUUCGUUCACAUGGGUUAAUAAUAGGGAAGCGCCUCAUACAAUUUGGAAGCGCCUGGAUAGAGCCUGUAUUAAAGCUGCUAGAAACUCAAAAUGGCCGGACUCGUGAAUCACAGCUUCAACGGGUUUACUUUGAAUAUUCGCCGAUCCUCUUUGACCGCUAUCCAUCUGUCCGGAAGGGAAGGAAACAAGGUACACGGCCCUUACGUUUUGAAGUUUUAUGGAUUAAGUCCAAGACCUGUGAGCAAGUUAUAUCUAAUCUAUGGGGCAACUCCGAGGAAGAGGAUCCAAAUAAGUUUCUGAUGAGAGAGCUCGAAAAUUGUAAACUGGAUCUUAUUAAUUGGAGCAGAACCGGGUUUGGAGAAGUCAGAGACAAGAUUUCUAAGCUUGAAAAGGAAAUUGAUAUUUUGCAAAAAUUGAAUGCUACGGAUGUUGUUCGAACGCAAUUGGCCUGGAGAAUUAUUUCGACUUCUGUCAGCAGAAGAUGUUAAAUAGAAAUAAAGAGGAAAAGCGACUUGGUUAGCCGAAGGGGAUAAAAACACAGCGUGUUUCCAUGCUAAAGCCUCACAAAGAAAAAAGACUAACCAGAAUGAUCGGCUUAAAGAUGAGAAUGGGGUCUGGAGAGACGAUGGUUUUGCCAUCCAGGAUAUUAUUCAAUUUUUUACCUAGUCAAAUCCUUCCGAAAUUGAGAUUAAUAAAGUGAUAAGGACUGUGUCACACUGUGUGACUGAAGAAAUGAAUCAGACUGGAGGAUUACACUGCUGAUGAGGUAAAACAUUCCUUAUCCCAAAUGUUUCUUUUUAAAUCCCUAGGCCCUGAUGGCAUGUCCCCCAUUUUUUACCAGUGCUUUUGGAACAUUGUGGGUCAUGCUACGUUAUCCUGUGUUCUCAACAUGCUUAAUAAUCAUAAUGUUUCUCCUCAGUUAAACUUCACUCAUAUUGUUCUUAUUCCGAAGUGUAAGAACCUAGGAACUGUCUCAUAGUUUUGACCUAUUAGCAUGUGCAAUAUUGUCCUCAAGCUGGUCUCUGAAACAAUCGCUAAUAGGUUGAAACCGUUUCUUAACACUAUCAUAUCCCCUUCUCAAUCUGCAUUCAUACCCGGGCGACACAUUACGGACAAUGUGCUUUGUGGCUUUCGAGUUAAACCACUUUCUUAGAACUAGGAGAGGAGGUCGGGAAGGUCGUAUAGCUAUCAAAUUAGAUAUAAAGGCAUAUGACAGAAUUGAGGCGAAGGUCCUCGAGGGGGUGCUGGUUAAAUUAGGAUUUAAUCAUCUAUUCAUAUCCUUAAUUAUGCUUUGUAUGUCAUCAGUUACCUAUUCCUUUAUGCUCAAUGGAUCACAGUUUGGCUAUCUCCAUCCAGAGAGGGGACCUUCUCUCCCCUUAUUUAUUUACUCUUUGUGCAGAGGCGCUUAGCUGUUUGUUUCAGAAUAGAGAAGCUCGAGGGGGCAUUCGGCGUGUGGCAGUGGCUCGAAAUGCACCAAAGGUCUCCCAUUUACUCUUUGCUGAAGACACCCUCAUCUUCUGCCAAGCAUCGAUUGGGGCUAUGAGAACAGUUCAAGAUAUACUCAAACUGUAUGCAGUUGCUUCCGGCCAGCUGAUUAAUUUCGACAAAUCGUCGGUCUUUUCCAGUCGUAACAUUCCAGCUGAAGAGCGCAAAGAACUGACACAUCUAGGAGUCCAAAUUGACA